Monoraphidium neglectum is the source of this 551-nucleotide messenger RNA. RefSeq lists its product as hypothetical. Gene Ontology annotation, molecular function: ATP binding; RNA binding; helicase activity. The record is from RefSeq and is a predicted model, not a curated record. The transcript is spliced from 3 exons. The annotation marks the transcript as partial. Lineage: Eukaryota; Viridiplantae; Chlorophyta; Chlorophyceae; Sphaeropleales; Selenastraceae.
AUGCACUCUGACCGCGAGGCCCUCGCAGUGGGGACCCUGCUCAAGCAGGUCAAGGCUACCACGGGCACCGUGGUCGGCACCCCAGAGCCCGCGGAGGUUAUGACGGCAGCUUCCCGCAGCGUCCUCACACGCCUGGACAAGGUUGAGGGCGGCGUCAUCGACUUUUUCGUGCCGGCUGCCGAGAAGCUGCUGUCCGCCGGCCAGCCCAGCCGUGUGCUCGCCGCCGCUCUCGCAGCGAUGAGCGGCUUCAAGAACGUGCCGCAGCCGCGGAGCCUGCUGACCGGCGAGAGCGGCCGCGCGACGCUGCGGAUGCUGUGCGCGCCGGGGCGGGUGGAUGGGUACCAAUCCGUCGCCAAGAUGCUGCAAAAGAUCACCGAGCGCGCCGGCGUGAACUUCUCGCCCGACGACAUCGGCCGCGUCCGCGUCGUCGCCGACGCCGAGCGCGGCCUGGAGGGCGCCGCGUUUGACGUCACCGCCGCGGUGGCGGCCCGCCUGACCGACCCGCGCUGCGUCGCGGCGGCGGAGCAGCAGGGCGUGGUGUUGGACAAGCC